Helobdella robusta is the source of this 804-nucleotide messenger RNA. RefSeq lists its product as hypothetical. NCBI's taxonomy places the organism in Eukaryota, Metazoa, Annelida, Clitellata, Rhynchobdellida, Glossiphoniidae. Bases 1 to 804 code for a protein of 267 amino acids. The transcript is spliced from 5 exons. The record is from RefSeq and is a predicted model, not a curated record.
AUGGCGGUGGUGGUAGCAGAAGAUAGGAAUGCCGUUGUUAUAGAAUGGUUGUCUGGGGAUACUAAAAAGGAAAACCAUCUGUGGUACUCUGAUUACUCUACUGGAACUAUUAGGAAUAAAAGUAGCCAAAUGUGCAUAGAACUUUAUGAUGAUGCAUUGAUUGUCUCGAAGCACGAUCCUAAUAACAAGAACCAGCUAUGGGAAUGCGUAGGAGAAGUCAUAAGAAGUCGUACAAAUCCUGAAUUAGUUUUUCAACUCAAAGGAUACGCUGAUGCUGGAGUGGCAUUAACAGCCAGGAAAUAUACUUUUGGAUCCAUUGAGCAAAUGUUUGAACCUUUUUACCCUAGGGAUCCUGUUCUUGCCCCACUAUCAGGACCUCCACCCCAACCGAUACCUUCCAAACCUGAUCCUCCUCAAAAAAAAUUAUUCUACAUAGUGAGUAGACUGAAUGGUUUUGUAAUGGAUAUCAGUGGAGCUAAUGCCAACGAAGGUGCCUUAGUCAUCUCCUACCCCAAGCAAGUUCCGAAACAAAACAAUCAGCUGUGGUACUUCGACGAGGACGGUCUGAUACGAUCGGCUCUCAAUGAUUUUGUACCCUGUGCUGCUGGUAAAGCUGUGCAACUUAAAAUGGUGCGUUUCACUGGAGGGGCCAGCCAAAGAUUCAGAUUGGACGGAUCGAGAAUCCUAAAUGGUAUUGGGGAGUGCGUCGAUAUUAGAGGAGCAAGUAAAAAAGAGUGUGCUCAAAUUAUCACCUACCCCCACAAUGGUGAUACUAAUCAGCAGUGGUUCAUUCAGUAUGUCUAG